AUAACAGCAAGCUGGGUACAAACGCCGUAAACAACUCCACCGUAGCCACUCGUUAAUGGCAGGCGCUCUCUCUCUCUCUCUCUAUAAAAUCUCUCUCCUUCUGUUCUUUUACAUAGUCUUUAGUUGGUCGCCUCGUUCUCUUCCUGAAGCUCCAGAAAUGGCAAACGCAGCAUCUGGGAUGGCUGUGCAUGAUGACUGCAAGUUGAGGUUCUUGGAACUAAAGGCGAAAAGGACUUAUCGUUUCAUUAUCUUUAAGAUAGAGGAGAAACAGAAGCAGGUUGUUGUUGAAAAAGUUGGUGAGCCAACUCAAAGCUAUGACGACUUCACCGCUAGUCUUCCUGUGGAUGAAUGUCGCUAUGCAGUCUACGAUUUUGACUUCGUGACUGCAGAGAAUUGCCAGAAAAGCAGGAUAUUCUUCAUUGCUUGGUCUCCUGACACUUCGCGGAUCAGAAACAAGAUGAUUUACGCCAGCUCAAAGGACAGAUUUAAGAGGGAGCUGGAUGGAAUCCAAGUUGAAUUACAGGCAACUGAUCCAACUGAAAUGGGUCUUGAUGUCAUUAAGAGUCGUGCUAACUAAGUGAGAAUUUGUAGGCCUUCUGCGGCAGAGUUGCUCUGUUGACCUUUACUUGAAAAAGAAUGCCUAUAAUUUGUGGGAUGGUAAACUUGGGUAUGAGUAGGAACCAAGUACUUCCUAUACCGUUCCUUAUAUUUUAAAUGGAAUUUGUGUGUCUGGUGUAUGAUGUUGUCUUUACUUUAGAUAUUAUUCGUUUGGUGUUUCAGUUGUAGAUUGAUAUCUACAAGCUAAUAUGCAACAAUCCGGGAGGGGUUCAGACUCCCAGACUGCGUUGUUAUUUAAAUGGAUACUUUUGAUCCCUGGUCCUAA
Molecule: messenger RNA, 883 nt
Organism: Sesamum indicum (sesame)
Lineage: Eukaryota; Viridiplantae; Streptophyta; Magnoliopsida; Lamiales; Pedaliaceae
Product: actin-depolymerizing factor 1
Biological process (GO): actin filament depolymerization
Cellular component (GO): actin cytoskeleton
Molecular function (GO): actin binding
Source: RefSeq, a predicted model, not a curated record